UCGCGUUCCGCGUCAAUGAGACAGGAUCCUCUAUGGAGAGACCUAUGGCCGGUCGGAAUUCAUCGUAUCCCGUCAUAUCCCUGAUCAAGUGAGACGCUUACAGUCCAUAUUCCGUGCUCAGUACCUUUGCGACUCCUGAACUACCGGCCGCUUCUCCCGUCACUUGAUCAGGAUGAAGCGAAACGUAUCGGAAACGAUCGAGGAGCUGACCGACGAAGAAAGAAAAUUGUACGAUCGACAAAUUCGACUCUGGGGUCUGGAGGCCCAAAGACGACUGAACAAGUUCAGAGUUUGUGUCGCCGGAAUGACCGGCCUGGGCGCCGAAGUGGCGAAAAAUGUGAUUUUGGCGGGAGUGGCCCAAGUGACGUUGAUGGAUCACAAGGAAGUCCUAGAGAAUGACUUCAGAUCUCAGUUUAUGGUGAAACCGCAGGACCUCGGCAAGAAUCGAGCUUCCGCCUCCUUGAGCUAUGCGCGUCGUCUGAACCCGAUGGUGAAAACGGAGGCCUUGGAGGAAGACAUCCUGGAGAAAGACGACAGUGCUUUCCUAAAACAAUUCGAUAUGCUUGUGGUUUGCGACAUGAUACCACUGAAGCGCGCCUUCGACCUUGACGACCGCUGUCGCAAAAACAACGUCAAGCUCAUCUUUGGGCAUGUUCUCGCCGGAAUGGGUUUCUUCAUCAGCGAUCUCAUGAAUUUCGAUUUCGUCGGUGAAGUGAUCAAUCACUUGAAAGAUGGCAAACAAGUCAAGAACGAACCCAUGAACCGUCUUUAUCCUCCUAUGAGAGAAAUUAUGAACGUGCGAUACGUGAACAAGAGAUCCGGUGCCGCACUCACGAAACGUACUAACAAAUGCGUACUCCAGCUGUAUCUACUUCUCGAGUUCUAUAAAGAAACAGCAGACUCCAUACCAACGAAGGAGGACCUGGAGAACUUGCUCCCGAAAGUUGCCGAGAGACUCGGAGCUCCGGAAGAACGAUUCGAGAUCGAUUUAUUGGACGAAAUUCUCAGCCACGAGCCGGGACCUGUCGCUGCCACUGUAGGCGGCGUACUCGGCCAGGAAGUUGUGAAGGUUGCAUCUCAGAAUUGUGUUCCAUUCCACAAUUCCUUCGUUUUCGACGUGGAUACUUGUCAGGGUGUCGUCGAACUACUCAAAUGAAUCCGAGAGCUCGGGAGUAUGCAGCCGCUCCAUGAGAGCAGCCGUGAACCAUUCUUGUUCUAUUCCCUCAUAAUCCUUCCGUUACCAGAGCACAACAUGAUCCUCGCAAGAAAGUGAAAAAUAAGCCUUUGAAUGAUUAUCCAAAUAUAUAUUCGUCU
Galendromus occidentalis (western predatory mite) is the source of this 1314-nucleotide messenger RNA. RefSeq names its product SUMO1 activating enzyme subunit 1 (gene Aos1). The record is from RefSeq and is a predicted model, not a curated record. The transcript has 4 exons. Gene Ontology annotation, molecular function: SUMO activating enzyme activity. Gene Ontology annotation, biological process: protein sumoylation. Bases 173 to 1156 code for a protein of 327 amino acids. Gene Ontology annotation, cellular component: cytoplasm; SUMO activating enzyme complex. Lineage: Eukaryota; Metazoa; Arthropoda; Arachnida; Mesostigmata; Phytoseiidae.